Coffea eugenioides is the source of this 1023-nucleotide messenger RNA. RefSeq names its product F-box protein At3g59000-like. Bases 1 to 1023 code for a protein of 340 amino acids. NCBI's taxonomy places the organism in Eukaryota, Viridiplantae, Streptophyta, Magnoliopsida, Gentianales, Rubiaceae. The record is from RefSeq and is a predicted model, not a curated record. Gene Ontology annotation, molecular function: protein binding. The transcript has 4 exons.
AUGGAAGAAGAAGGGAUAUCAAAAUUGCCAGAAGAAAUUAUACAACACAUACUUUGCAAUUUCCUCUCAGCUAAAGAAGCAGCCCAAGCAAGAUUAUUGUCUAAGGCAUGGUUGACUGGAUGGCAAACAUGUCCAGUUCUAACUUUCGAGCAACCUUACUUCGAAAGAGAGUUUGUAACUCCUGAUGAACGAAAACGUAAACAACAUAUGUUCCGGGUUUUUGUGGACAAGGUUUUGCUAAAUUACCAGGAAAAGAAGAUUGGGAUACAUACAUUCAAGCUUCGGAUGAGGCUUGGGUAUGACUCAUCUGACAAUGAAUCUGUGAAUGAAUGGAUGAAAGUUGCUGCUGGAAAUGGCCUGAAAAAGCUUCAUCUCUCUGUUGUGUUUUCUUCGUACAUAUUGCCUCCGACAAUUCUUGAGACAAAGUCCCUUGAAGAUUUGUUUCUGCAAGGGUGCAUCUUUGAGCACCAACUUAGAGGAGGUGUAAUGUGUAGCAACCUUCGGGCGACUGGUUCUCAAUUAAGAACGAUUCAGCUGAACAAUCUUGCAAAACUCAAAGAAUUGUCUGUCUACUAUAAUCAAGAGCAGAGUGUUGAAUUGAUGACUAAGUUGCCACACGUUGAGGAUUUAAAGAUUACUUCUUGUGAUCUAUUAAACACUGUCAAAAUUUCUAGCGAGUCUCUGAAACUCAUUCAGUUGAAGUUUAACAAAAAAUUGGAGGAGUUGCAGGUUGAUGCUCCAAAUAUUGUUCGUUUUGCAUGUAUGGGCGCCAGCAUCCCCCGUGUAGGUUUACUGCUUCCUCAAUUCACAGAUUUUGUCUACUAUCUACUGUUGGAGAGAUCGAUUCAUUGGCGAGAAAUUAAGUUUUGGUACAACCAUCUAAAGGAUGUCAAAGUUGUGAUCAUGAAGAGGACUGGAACAAAGUGGCAACCUGAGAUUUUUGGUUGGAAGUCUUUAUUGGACGUAGAACCCAACAAUAGUAGUGGUGUUCAAAGAGCAAUUAGCUUCAAUUUAGAAUGGUGA